This is a messenger RNA of Stylophora pistillata, 1297 nucleotides long. RefSeq names its product single-strand DNA endonuclease ASTE1. Lineage: Eukaryota; Metazoa; Cnidaria; Anthozoa; Scleractinia; Pocilloporidae. The record is from RefSeq and is a predicted model, not a curated record. Gene Ontology annotation, molecular function: nuclease activity.
CGAUUAAAAGAAGAGUUUACAGCCGCAAGAGCUCGUCGAUAAGAACACGCGUGAGAAGCUACAGUCCAAAAAACAUGUGACCAAACUCUACCUCGUGUAUAUGUACCGAAACGUAACGCAACAAAAAAAAAAACACAAGAACAAAGGAAAACGUCACGGACUAAGUUUAACUAAACACCUUCUCUUCACACGAUUUCCUGACAAACUGCGAAACUCGAGUCUCGUGAAUUAUGUCCUUCUUAUUUGCAUGAACCUAAGUGCCCCAAGCAAAAUGAUAAUUAAGAAAAAAAAACAAACAAACAAACAAACAAAGAAAAACUGGUUAUGACGAAUCUGGGUUUAUUGUUUAUAAACCUGUCAAAACUUUCCGACGCCACGCUCAACCUCGUUUUCAGGCACUUGGAAGUAAGGCCAUUAUUUGUUAAAGAGGUUUCGUAAGUCUAAGCUUCUCAUCAAGGUAAUGGGCGUUCACGGACUCUUAAGUUUCGUCGAAAAAAUCGAACAGCUUUGGGAAACGAUCGAACUACGGCGAGACACAAAGCUGGUCAUAGAUGGAUCAGCUUUAUACAAGUCUCUAUACGCAGAUAGUUGCCUCGAUCGACGCUGCGGAGGGCAAUAUAAGGAAUUCUAUGACAUAAUAAUCAAUUUCUUUAACGCUCUAAAAUCUGUGGGAGUAGAGUCAUUCGUAGUCCUGGAUGGCGCAACCAAUGACAACAAAUUAGAAACCCACAAAAAGAGGUCAGAAGAGAGAAUAAAGAAAGCUUAUUUUCUCGCAAAAAAACCAGCAGAAGAAAUUAAGGAUGUCUUCGUGUGCCCGCUUUUGUUGAAUUUUGUGUUUGUGCAAGCGCUCAGGGAUCUUGACGUGAAAUUUGCUGUCUCUGACCGUGAAGCGGAUGCUGAAAUAGCUUAUUUGGCCAAUUAUUUCCAAUGUCCUGUUCUAAGCAACGACAGCGACUUCUGCAUCUUUGAUGUUAUUCGUGGUUUUAUUCCAAUCUCCUCUUUCAAGUGGCACAGCCUUCCUUUGAAAGCUCGCAUUUUCCAUCGCGCAAAACUGGCAGAGUAUUUUGGAAUUCGGACGGAAUUGCUUGCUCUUUUUGCCUCUUUAGUGGGAAAUGAUUACGCAACCUUGGCGCUACUAAGGCCAUUCCACCAGAGUUUGCCGGGAAAAUCUGGAAAAACAGAAGAAAAGUUCCGAGCCAUCAUCAAUCUUAUUUUACAAGCACCUGCAUCAGAGGAAGAGGCGGUCGAAUUUGUAUUGCAACAUGUUUCUAAGGAUUGUCCUUAUAGUUUAAUGUAA